AUGGUGUUGCCGAAGAAUGUUCAUGGGAAAGAGGCGAAAGGUAAUUAUAAGCGCAUAAUGAACCUCCGACAGCAGUUUCAAGAACCCUUUUCCUCCCAGGCCCGCAUAAGCACAACAAAUAGACAUCAUCAUCGUAAUAAUCAGUGGCCAUCGAAGAGAAUGGAUGAAGGGGAGGAUGUGUACAUGAAGCAGAUCGAGGAGCUCGAAGAGUUGUUCUCUAAGCUAAAUCCGAUGGCUCAGGAGUUUGUGCCCCCAUCACGUGCUGUUUCAGAUGUGCCCAUGGACGUUAAUGGCGGAUGUGCCUCGGCUGCUGAUGCUAUGGACGAUAACGGGCUUGGAAACAGCAAUGGGAGCAGGGGCCCGAGAGGGGUCAAGAAGUGGACGAACAGCAGGACAAGCAUGGCUCAACGUGAAGAAAAAAUUCGAAGGACUGUUUAUGUCUCUGACAUCGAUCAGAAGGUCACUGAAGAGCAGCUAGCUACGCUAUUUUCGCAUUGUGGGCAGGUUGUGGACUGCCGUGUAUGUGGAGACCCGAGAUCUGUCCUUCGUUUUGCUUUUGUAGAGUUCACUGAUCAGGAGUCUGCUCGUGUUGCAUUAAGUCUGUUUGGUACAGUUCUUGGAUAUUAUCCGGUCAAGGUCUCACCUUCCAAGACGGCAAUCGCACCUGUCAAUCCUACGUUUUUGCCUCAGACAUCGGUUGAACGAGAGAUGUGCUCAAGAACAGUCUAUGUUACUAAUAUCGACAAAAAGGUUUCUCAAACAAAAGUGAAGCUCUAUUUCGAAAGUCUCUGUGGGGAGGUAGUGUAUCGCUUGAGGCUGCUAGGAGAUAAUCACCACUGUUCACGGAUCGCGUUCGUGGAAUUUGUGGCGGCAGAAAGUGCAAUUGCUGCUCUCAACUGUACUGGAGUGAUGUUGGGGUCCCUGCCGAUAAGGGUAAGCCCGUCAAAGACUCCUGUCCGUGCUAAAGCUCAUCGUCCUAAAACUCACUAA
Messenger RNA from Striga hermonthica, 990 nucleotides. The record is from the annotation of a GenBank genome assembly. Lineage: Eukaryota; Viridiplantae; Streptophyta; Magnoliopsida; Lamiales; Orobanchaceae.